This is a messenger RNA of Penicillium chermesinum, 3108 nucleotides long. RefSeq names its product putative spindle pole body component. NCBI's taxonomy places the organism in Eukaryota, Fungi, Ascomycota, Eurotiomycetes, Eurotiales, Aspergillaceae. Gene Ontology annotation, biological process: establishment or maintenance of microtubule cytoskeleton polarity; microtubule polymerization; mitotic spindle organization. The record is from RefSeq and is a predicted model, not a curated record. Gene Ontology annotation, cellular component: spindle pole body; microtubule plus-end; kinetochore. The transcript is spliced from 5 exons. Gene Ontology annotation, molecular function: microtubule plus end polymerase activity; microtubule plus-end binding. The coding region runs from base 1 to 3108 and encodes 1035 amino acids.
AUGGACAGGAACAGUAUAAAGAAGAAGAAGAAGAAGAUCAAGAGCGAGGAGGUUGCAGAUCGCAAGAUCCCAAAGUUGGCGCUGAUCGAUUUGCCCCCGUCCACCGCGGGGUUUCCACCUCAAAACAAAAUGCGCCAAGCCUACUUGUUUACUUCCCGGUCCUGCUGCCUCCCUUUUUUCGACCUGGUGCGGACGGAGACGACAAACUACACCCGUUGCUUUGGGCACCAAAGAAACCAAUCCACCAUCGGUAAGCCCGGAGGAAGAUUUCUCAGGCCUCGAGGCACUCCGUUCUUGCGCAUUUGGUCGAUUGUUGAGUCCGGCCGUCGCAUUCGCUGGAUCCUCUGUGCAACUGUCGCUAACCGCCUCGAUUUGAAAGAUUUACGACCUCGUUUCACCGUAAUUUUGACCAUAUCGAACUCCCCUAGCCAUGGCCGAGGAACAGGACUUCUCUUCGCUACCGUUACCCGACCGGUUUUCACACAAGUACGAAAAGAAGGCUACGAAGAUGCAAAGGCACAAUUCGAGAAGAGCCCUGAUGAAUCAGACCCUGUGUUCACGCCAUUCUUACAAGACCCCAGUCUGUGGAAAGGGGCUGUCGCAGAUUCGAAUGUCGCCGCGCAGGUAGAAGGCUUGAGCUCAUACUGCUCAUUUCUGAAGUUCGGAGGGGCGCAGGCAUGUUCAAGGACUCGAAACCUCACGAUCGGCCCGAUUGCGGAGAAGGGACUGCCGUGUGCCAGACCGGCGGGUAAAGCCAGUGCCCAAGAGGCCUUAUUGCUAUGCAUCGAACUAGAUAAAGCCGACCCAGUGCUCGAAGAUCUUUUACCCACACUAUCUCACAAAGUACCUAAAGUGAUUGCGGGAACCUUAGCAGCAUUGACGGUCCUCUAUCAUAACUUCGGAUGCAAGAUUGUGGACCCCAAGCCCACUUUGAAGGCCCUCCCAAAGGUUUUUGGACAUGCCGACAAAAACGUGCGUGCUGAAGCCCAAACCCUCACAGUUGAACUAUACCGCUGGCUUCGCGACGCGAUCAAGCCUCUCUUUUGGGCCGAUUUGAAACCCGUGCAGCAGCAAGACCUGGAGAAACUCUUCGAGAGUGUAAAAUCAGAGCCUACUCCUAAACAAGAACGUCUUACUCGUGCCCAGCAAGAUGCGAUGGCUACGGCUAGUGCUGCCGGCCCGGCUGAGGGUGGAGCAGAGGAGGAUGGUGGUGAAGACUUCGGUGAAGAAGAAGAGGAGGAACUCGAUCUUGCAGAACCCAUCGACGUCAUGCCGAAGAUCCCAAAGAAUACCCACGAACAGAUCGCCUCAUCGAAGUGGAAAGAUCGCAAAGAGGCUCUAGAUGCUCUCUAUAAUGCGAUUAAUGUCCCUCGGAUCAAAGACGGCCCUUUCGAUGAAAUUAUGAGGGAUUUGGCUAAGAGCAUGAAAGAUGCCAAUAUCGGUGUCGUGACAGUUGCCGCCAAUUGUGUGGAGUUGCUAGCUAGGGGCCUGCGCGAUGGCUUCAUGAAAUAUAGAACGGUCAUUAUGGUGCCCAUGCUGGAGCGGUUGAAGGAGAAGAAGCAGUCAGUGGCCGACGCUCUCGGGCAAGCACUGGAUGCGGUCUUCCUGGCUACAAACCUCUCUGACUGCCUCGAAGAUAUUCUCGAACAUCUCAAGCACAAGAAUCCGCAAGUGAAGCAGGAGACCCUCAAGUUUCUUAUUCGCUGCCUGCGCACCACUAGGACUGUCCCAGCCAAGCCAGAGAUCAAAUCAGUUGCUGAUGCUGGAACAAAACUGUUGACAGAAUCUACAGAGACCGUCCGAUCAGGUGGUGCGGAGAUUCUAGGUACGCUGAUGAAGAUUCUGGGGGAAAGAGCCAUGAACCCCUAUCUGGAUGGACUCGAUGAGAUUCGAAAAACCAAGAUCAAGGAAUAUUAUGAGACUGCUGAGGUCAAGGCCAAGGACCGGCCAAAGCCGAUUGUUGCGCCUCCCAAGCCUGCGCCGGCCGCUAAGAAAGCCGUUCCUGGUAAAAAGCCACCGAUGGGACUCAAGAAAUCAACCCCGGCAGCGGCUCCUGCACCACCUCCUGAAGACUCCCCGUCUAAGCCUGCGCCCAGGGCCAUUCCCUCGAAGCUCGGUGCUCCCAAGGCCGGCGGCAUUGCCCCGCCCGGGUCGAAGCUGCGUAGCAAGCUCGGGGGCCCAGGAGGCUUGGCUUCACCCCAAAGGCGACCGAAGAAGCGGAUCCCCCCUCCUGCAGCACCAAAAUUUGGCCUUGGCCGCGGCCUUGCAGGUCGGCCUAUCGCGAAGCCUUCAGCCCCUGCUGAGCCCGCGCCCGCACCCGCUGCACCCGCCUUUAAUGCCAUCUCAGCUGCAGAGCGUGCCGAGCUAGAGGAACUCCGCGCAGAGAAAGAGAAGUUCACUCGCGUCAUCGAGGACAUGAAGUCUGAACGAGCCAAAUUCAAUUCUCAGCUUACAGAACUGCAAAACCAAAAUGCGCAACUCAUCGAAGACCACACUCGAGACGUUCUGAGUAUUAAGGCCAAAGAGACCCAACUCGUGCGAGCUCGCAGUGAUGCGGAGGCCGCCGAGGCCAAUGUCCAGAAGCAACAACGCGAGAUUGAGCGCUUGAAGCGGGAACUGGCUCGAGCUCUCCGUGCGACUGCUAUGAGUCCCUCUGCCACGUUGUCUGACACUGGUAGCAUUGGCAUGGCGGAGUCCACUUCGAUAUAUCAAGAACCUGUCGGCAACGGUCAAUCUGCUGCGGCGCGUUCUGGCCUCCAUAUGGGAGCCAGGUUUGAAGGUGGUCGUCCUCGGAGCUACGCCUCCGCUAGUCCCAGCGAAGAGAAGGAAAACAAUGGACUCGACUCCCCAGGUCUUGGUAGCCGGGAAGGGGGCCUUGGCCGUCGUAAACUGAGUCCAACCUACGGCUUGUCCGGCAUUGCCAGCCCAACCCGAUCAUCUCGGGGCUCUCUUAACCCCACAGAUGACGAGCAACCGCGGUCUGCGGAGCCGGCGGAGAACUGGAAGCGAGCUGCUGAAGUCACAAGCCAACUGAAGGCUAGGAUUGAGCAAAUGAAGGUAUGUUCCCUCAGCAACCUGCGAGCAGACUAUGUACUCACGAUGGAAUAG